This is a messenger RNA of Didymella exigua CBS 183.55, 1530 nucleotides long. RefSeq names its product glutamate 5-kinase. Bases 1 to 1530 code for a protein of 509 amino acids. NCBI's taxonomy places the organism in Eukaryota, Fungi, Ascomycota, Dothideomycetes, Pleosporales, Didymellaceae. Gene Ontology annotation, molecular function: RNA binding; glutamate 5-kinase activity; ATP binding. The transcript has 2 exons. The record is from RefSeq and is a predicted model, not a curated record. Gene Ontology annotation, cellular component: cytoplasm; cytosol.
AUGGCCGUCCAUAUGAAGAAGAUGCCCGGCCAAUUGACCGUGGUGAUAAAACUCGGCACAAGCUCCAUAGUCGACGAGAAGACACAUCAGCCUCUGCUAUCUAUCCUCUCUCUCAUCGUCGAAACAGCAUGCAAGCUCCACGCCGACGGUCACCGCGUCGUCAUCGUCUCCUCCGGUGCUAUCGGCGUUGGGCUGCGACAGAUGAACCUCCCACGGCGUCCGAAACACCUUCCCAAAGUCCAGGCGCUGGCCGCUAUCGGGCAGUGUAAGUUGCUGGCACUGUGGGAUUCACUGUUCGGAAACCUGAACCAGCCGAUCGCCCAAGUGCUGUUGACACGGAACGACAUUGCGGAUCGAACGCAGUACCAGAAUGCACAGAAUACUUUCAUUGAGUUGCUGAGCAUGGGUGUCAUUCCAAUCGUCAACGAGAACGACACCCUAGCUGUUACGGAAAUUAAGUUCGGUGACAACGACACGCUGAGUGCGAUUACCGCGGGCAUGGUGCAGGCGGACUACCUGUUCCUGAUGACAGACGUCGACUGCCUGUACGACAAGAACCCGCGAACAAAUCCAGACGCAAAGGCCAUCGAGGUCGUCGAAGACAUCUCAGAGUUGACUGCAGAUGUCAACUCAGCAGGAUCGGCUCUAGGCACAGGCGGCAUGAGCACAAAGAUCGUUGCUGCGCGAUUGGCAACAAGUGCGGGCGUCACAACGGUCAUCACGAAGAGCUCAAAACCGGGCAACAUCUCAGCGAUCAUCAGGCACGCAGAGCAGCAGCGAAAAGCCAACGUCUCGAGUCGCAACUCGAUCAGCAACUUUCAAGACGACGCAGUGAACCUCCACGCUUCUUCUCACGAUCUCUCAAACUCCACAUCGUCCCUGCUCGAGCCUUCGAACCAAAUCGCAGCUAUCUCCACCCCACAGGCUGACGACGAGCCCGCACCAUUACACACCCGCUUCCUCCCCAUCUCCCACCCAAUCCGCGACCGCUACUUCUGGAUCCUGCACGGCCUCGCGCCGCACGGGACCAUCUACAUCGACAGCGGCGCAUACAAAGCGCUGCACGACAAAGCCGGGCUGCUGCCCGUCGGCAUCGUCGACGUCGAAGGCCACUUCGCGCAACAAGAAGCCGUCCGCAUCGUCGUUGUCAAGCGGCUUUCCUCAACCUCCGCUGCUGCACCAUCCCUCGCAUCGCCCACCACCACCGCACCCCCAACGCCCACCCACACAACGCACACGCACGCGCCUAUUCCCCUGCGACACCCGCUGCCGCACACGAACGCGCAUUCUCACCACGGCAGCGGGACCCACACGCCGCUGUACGAGCUGACAAACCCGGCGCCGUAUGAGAUCGGCAGGGCGGUGGUGAAUUACUCGGCGGGCGAGAUUAGGAGGAUCAAGGGCAUGCAUUCGACGCAGAUUGUGAAGGAGUUGGGGUAUGCAGAUAGCGAGUAUGUAGCGGUCCGGGAGAACAUUGCCUUCUUUGGGGUCGAGAGGAGCAGGCCGCCGACGCCGCAGCUGGAGCAUUAG